Naegleria gruberi is the source of this 756-nucleotide messenger RNA. RefSeq lists its product as uncharacterized. The record is from RefSeq and is a predicted model, not a curated record. Bases 1 to 756 code for a protein of 251 amino acids. Lineage: Eukaryota; Heterolobosea; Eutetramitea; Acrasida; Naegleriidae. The transcript has a single exon.
AUGUCUUCUAAAACACCUAGCAAAAAUCAAAAGGGAAACAAAAACAGCAAACCUGGAGAGAAAACAGAUGCUGACUUAAUACAGGAACAAAAGGAGGAAAUUAAAAAAUUAAAACUACGCAUUGAAACGUUAGAAAGGUAUAUGGUAUUAAGAUCUGAACAAACGCAAAAGGCAAGAGCCUCCGAGAUGGAAAUGAAGUCAAAAUUAUCUCAAUUGGAUGAAGAUUUUGAAAAGGAAAAGAUGGAAAGAUUUCAUAUUGCCUCGGACAUGAUUAGACAAUACAAAGCUCUGCAAAAAACUUUAAUUGAAAAAUUAAAUACGAGUGAGCAAAAGAAUACCUCUUUAGCAGAUCAGUUACAUCUUGCUAAAGUUGCUCUUCAUGAAGUUAAGAAGGAAAAAGAUCAAAUUAUUGAAUUAAAACAAAGAGAAAUUGAAGAACAAAAACAGAAAAUGCAAAGUAUGGUUGUUGAAUUUAGUAAUAUGUUGAAAGAAACUCUUGCAAAAAUGGGAAAUACUAUUCAACAGGAAAGAGAUUUACAAGAUGAUGCUGCUUAUAAUUUGGUAAAUAAUUCAAGACUAAUGGAUUUUAUUCCUCCAGAAAUGAUAAACUCAUUGAAAAUGGGAGCAACUAAUUCAAAUCCACCCACUUUACAACAAAAUACAGUAGUUGGUAAUAAUGCUCCUUCGGUGACUAUUCCUCCUUCCAAUAAUACACUGUCAACACCACAAUCUAAAAUGUCAAGAAGAUUCGAUUAA